This is a messenger RNA of Metschnikowia bicuspidata var. bicuspidata NRRL YB-4993, 1995 nucleotides long. RefSeq names its product proteinase B. Gene Ontology annotation, biological process: proteolysis. NCBI's taxonomy places the organism in Eukaryota, Fungi, Ascomycota, Pichiomycetes, Serinales, Metschnikowiaceae. Bases 94 to 1698 code for a protein of 534 amino acids. The transcript is spliced from 2 exons. Gene Ontology annotation, molecular function: serine-type endopeptidase activity. The record is from RefSeq and is a predicted model, not a curated record.
CCCAAAUUUCGCACCCGCUUCAACCGCUUUGAUUUGCUGCUUUUUGCUUGUAAAUUACAUUCCCCUUUCAAGCUCACCCGUUAAACUGAUCGAAUGUUGCUUUCUCGCUCGGUAGCCCUUUCCAUUUUGGCCUGUCUUGGCGCCAAUGCGUUGACCAUUCCAAAUGUCGGUGACGUCAUUGAGACCUUCAAAGGCACAGGCCUCCAGGACUUGAAACAUGCUGUGGGCGAGUCUGCCAAGCACUUGAACGAGGCCGCUGGCUCUUUGGUGCCUGCUGCUGCCACCCGUUUCGCUGAUUUUGAGAAGAAGAUCUCCUCCAGCUUGGCUGCCCCAUUCUUGGAGAACGAGCGCAAUGUGAUUGCUCACAAAUACAUUGUCGUUUUCAAGACCAAUGUCGAGGAGAACAUGGCGCAGUUCCACAGAGAAUGGAUUGCGGAGAGACAUGCCCAAGACGUGGGCCAAACCGACUCCUCCGACUCUUACUUUGCCUCUAUCAAGGACGCAAACGUCGAGGGCGGAAUUUCGGACAUCUUCAACAUUGCCGACUCUUUGAGCGGAUACUCGGGCUACUUCUUGGACUCGACGCUUGAGUGGAUCCGCCGCGACCCCGCUGUUGCUUUUGUCGAGAAGGAUUCCAUGGUGUACGCCAACGAGUUUGACAUCCAAAAGAGCGCCCCGUGGGGCUUGGCGCGUGUGUCUCACCGCAACCCUCUCUCCUUGGGAAACUUCAACCAAUACCUUUACGACAAUGAGGGCGGCGAGGGUGUGACCGCGUACGUGAUUGACACUGGUGUUUACAUUGACCACUUGCAAUUUGAAGGAAGAGCCAAGUGGGGCAAGACCAUUCCCACCGGCGACACCGACACCGACGGCAACGGCCACGGCACCCAUUGCGCUGGAACCAUUGCCUCCAAGGACUACGGUGUUGCCAAGAAAGCCGAGGUUGUCGGUGUCAAGGUGUUGAGGUCGAACGGCUCGGGCUCCAUGUCUGAUGUAGUCAAGGGAGUGGAGUUCGCCGCGCAGUCUCACCAGGCAGCCGUCAAGGCCAAGAAGAAGGGAUUCAAGGGCUCCACCGCCAACAUGUCGUUGGGAGGUGGCAAGUCUCCUGCCCUUGACAUGGCUGUGAACGCUGCAGUGAAGUCGGGCAUUCACUUUGCCGUUGCAGCCGGUAACGAGAACCAGGACGCCUCCAACUCUUCUCCUGCGUCUGCAGAGUUGGCCAUCACUGUUGGCGCGUCGACCAUCUCCGACGCCAGAGCUUACUUCUCGAACUACGGUAGUGCCGUCGACAUCUUUGCGCCGGGCCUCAACAUCCUCAGUACGUACAUUGGCUCAGAGACCUCGACCGCGACGUUGAGUGGAACUUCGAUGGCGUCGCCUCACAUUUGUGGUUUGUUGACCUACUACCUUUCCUUGCAACCCGGAGCUGGCUCUGAGUUUUUCGUGUCGGACAAAGGGGUGUCCACCACGCAGUUGAAGAAGAACUUGAUCGGUUUCGGUACGUCCGGUGUGUUGUCGGGACUUCCUGAGGACGGCACUCCGAACGUGUUGGCCUUCAACGGUGCGGGUCACAACUUGACCGACUUCUGGGCAGGCACGCACGAGGCACAUGCGCCAAAGGCGGAGGGGACUUUCCCGGGAAUGUCCGCCGCGGUGCACGCGCGCGCGCGUACUACUAAAUACACACAAGAAAUCUAAAGUAGCUUCCGCCACAGUAGCCCGUCCGUGGUGUGCCGCUGGAUGGGGAGCCGCGUUCGUGGGGCGGGCGACGCCUGGCGUACAUGGGCUACGCGAGAAGGCAUUCCAUGGGAUUCGGCCUUUUUCUGGAGGUGCGGACGCGAGGCCCGCGCCUGUGUGCAGGCCGUGCCGCUCACUAAGCAGGCUCGCUUCAAGAACGGCGUACUACAUUGGCAAAAGCACCAAACCCUCCCUUGCUUCUUCCUGCCCACGCCCCCACUCUGUAUAUACUCACCUGAAAUCACCGCUCUGUCCACA